Ictalurus furcatus (blue catfish) is the source of this 2380-nucleotide messenger RNA. It is a transcript of the gene ildr1a, whose product is annotated as immunoglobulin-like domain containing receptor 1a. Gene Ontology annotation, molecular function: high-density lipoprotein particle receptor activity. The record is from RefSeq and is a predicted model, not a curated record. Lineage: Eukaryota; Metazoa; Chordata; Actinopteri; Siluriformes; Ictaluridae. The transcript has 8 exons. Bases 186 to 1634 code for a protein of 482 amino acids. Gene Ontology annotation, cellular component: plasma membrane.
ACCGCGGAAGCUGAGGAGGAAUGAGGCUUAAAGUUUAGAGCUUUAGUGUGACCUGUGAUUUUCAUAGGGAAUACCGUCAUUUAAUUGUUUUCUGAAUAGUUUAGUUUUUGGGGUUUUUUUUACGUGAGUGUGGGGGCACGUUUGUGUUUAGGGUUGUUUUAAAUCUUCAUAACCUUCGGUGCAUAAUGAAGAGACUGAUAGUGGCGCCAGUGCUUCUCAGUUUCCUGCUCUCAGAAGUGUUUUCGGUUCUGGUGACAGUGCCACAGGCGCAGUACAGCACAGGUCUCUUUGUCCCGGUCACGCUGCGCUGUGACUAUACCACUUCAGCUAACCCUCAGAAUGUGCUGGUCACCUGGCUCUUCAAGUCUUUCUGCAAAGACCCCGUGCUGGAUUACUACUCCACAGCCUACCAGGCAGCUCUGCAGAUGGGUCAGGACCCGUCCAAUGACUGCCCAGAUAGCCAGCGCACCGUCCGGACUGUGGCUCAGAAAUAUGGCACCAACGAGCCCUCACUAGGUCCACAGUACAGCGGGCGCAGAAUCACCAUCCAGAACAAGGCAGACCUGGUGAUCACCGAGGUGAAGUGGUGGGACAAUGGUGUCUAUGUGUGCUCUGUUGAUGCACCUGGAGAUACAAGUGGAUAUCCAAACAACUAUAUGAAGCUCAUUGUUUACAACUGGCUGACUGUAUUGUUCUUAAUCAUCGGGGCCAUCCUCCUUAUCAUCCUCUUUUGUGUUUGCUGCUGCCAGUGUUGCCCUCAGAGAUGUUGCUGUUAUGUCCGUUGCCCAUGCUGCCCACAAACCUGCUGCUGCCCUGAGAAAAUGGUGAUGCAGCACAGGAUGAUGAAGGAUGCCCAGAAGGCGAUGAGCUCCUGGGCUAGUGGGCAGCCGAUCUACGCACCCCUGAGCUCUCACAGCUCUGCAUACCAAAUGAAUCCCAUGAUGUAUGCAGGUUCAGCAUCAGGAAAGUUCCCCAUGUCAUCCAUUCCUCCCAUGCCCCUCCCACCUCCUGUCCAUCCUGGCCCAAUGCACAACCCCAUGCCCAUGUCUAUGCAUGGCCCCAUGCCUGGACCUAUGCCAGUGCCCAACAUGCAGGGCAGGGACAGUGCCAACAAAGUGCUGGAUUACCUGGAGAACCAGGUGAGAGACAUGGAUGUCACCAGCCCCGUGAUCCCACCUCCACCUGUGCACAUGGUCCACACUGUGCCCUUCUCCGCCGGCCCACCCAGCAUGCUUUCUGGGCUGGACGAUGGCCCUGCCUCCCGCCGGCACCACCCGGCACACUCCAGUGGCUCUUCCAGCUACAAUCGCCACCGCCAGCCUCCUCCAUCUAGACGUGGAAUGUCACGCAGUUACAGUCAGGAAGACGUGCUGGAUACCCGGAGCCAAGCGACUUAUCGGCCUCGCUCACGAUCCAGAGAGGACCUUCUGGAAAGCAGUAGAGGAUACUGGGACUCUGCCAGUGACAGUAGCAGGAGAGCAGGUGGAUCUAGAGGUGGAGCCCGGGGUGGAGCCCGAGGCGGAGACUGGUCUGACCACCCACCCAGCUACAGCGAAUACGAGCCAGGCCAGAAACCGACAAGGCGGCCCUUCUCUGUUAAGAGCUCAGUGAGUGGUACGAGUGUAGUAAUCUGAAGCCUGUCUGCCUUCCACCAUUAUGGAGACUAUCCUGAAAGCAAGUGCCAAGGACAGCACUGCAUAGUGAUUAGUAUUUGAAGGUUUUUAUUUGAAGAAAUGUUAGAUUGGGCUUGACCAACACUGCCUUGAAAGGCCUACUGCCCUAGUUCUAAAACUUCUAAAGAAUUUGAGUAUGUUGAAGAGAGUUUUUGUUUUGUUUUAGCUGUGUCAAUUUUUAUAUAUAAAAAAAACAUUUGAGCCCUUUUGCCAAUUUCAUCUCGUGGGCUCGGCUGUAUUUCAUGGCAGUGUAAAAUUCAGUGGCCUGAAUCCUGAGUCUGGAGAUUUUAUGAAUGUGGUUUAUAACAUGAAGCAGUUGCUCAGUUGCUAGUCCAUGAUGUAAUGCUUCUUUACCAGGUGUAUAGAAUGGAAGCUUAUAUAUACAGGUGCAUCUUUAAAAAUUAGAAUAUCGUGGAAAAGUUCAUAGUUUUCUGUAAUUUCAUCCAAAAUUGGAACUUUCAUAUAUUCAAGAUUCAUUACACAUAAAGUGAAAUAUUUCAAGCCUUUUUUGUUUUAAUCUUGAUGCUUAUAGCUCAUGGAUAUCAAAAAUCCAGUAUCUCAAAAUAUUAGAAAAAAGAAUUUAUAAUACAGAAAUAUCGACCUGAGAAGAGCUCUAAUCGGCUAAUUAACUCAAAACACCUGCAAAGGUUUCCUGAGCCUUUAAUCUCUCAGUCUGGUUCAGUACACACAACCACAAUCACGGGGAA